Messenger RNA from Bufo gargarizans (Asiatic toad), 822 nucleotides. RefSeq names its product thioredoxin-like. The record is from RefSeq and is a predicted model, not a curated record. NCBI's taxonomy places the organism in Eukaryota, Metazoa, Chordata, Amphibia, Anura, Bufonidae. Bases 181 to 513 code for a protein of 110 amino acids. The transcript has 5 exons.
GAAUAGUGGAAACAUAAGCAGAGCUCGGGGCAGCUGCAUGACACUCCCAGCCGCAUCUCUCACAGGGGACGUUCCUCGGCCUCGUUUUCCCGCCCACACACUCCCGUGUAUAUGUAGACAGCAGGUCGGGGGACUAGUACUGGCUGUAUAACGCAGACGUGUCCUGACGAGCCUGACAUCAUGGUGCACUAUGUGGAGAGCUUGGAUGAAUAUAGGACCAUUAUUGAAAGUGGCAGAGAUAAACUCAUAGUGGUGGAUUUCACCGCCACCUGGUGUGGACCUUGUCAGCAUAUAGCUCCUUUCUAUGAGUCACUUGCCACUAAGUACCCAGGAAUUCUCUUGUACAAGGUUGAUGUGGACGAGGCGGGGGACAUAGCAUCUGCAUAUGGAAUAAGGGCCAUGCCAACGUUUCACUUUUACAAGGAUGGAAAGAAGGUUGAUGAACUAUGUGGUGCUGAUAAGGAUAAGCUUGAAUCUCUGGUCCAUAAGUGGUUGGGACAUGGCUCCUCAUGAAGAAAUUGUCUAAGUCUUUCAUGUGCAGACACUAUUAUUUGCCUUAAGAUUUGGAACAACCCCAUCCUCAUGCAUCUCCUGUCUUCCUGCAGACAUCUCAGACCUCCAUAUACUAGGACCAUGUAAAUGUGAUGGAGGCGGUGGGUUUUUAUGAAAUGGUGCUUGGCUAUGAUCACUGUACAGGAGGGGUGCAUGUAAAUAGUGACUCGUGGCGCUUUGUCUCUACCGUUCACGCAUGCACAUACAUCUUAAAGCGGUUGUCUCACUUAGCAAGUGGCAUUUAUCUUGUAGAGAGAGAGUCAAUACAAG